Molecule: messenger RNA, 401 nt
Organism: Gongylonema pulchrum
Lineage: Eukaryota; Metazoa; Nematoda; Chromadorea; Rhabditida; Gongylonematidae
Source: the annotation of a GenBank genome assembly
AUGCCAGCAAUUGACUUCUCGGAGAAUCCUUGGUUUGAGCCAACAUUCAAAUUUUACGACAGGACUCUGUUAGAAGACACGAAGAAAGGAGUUUAUGAGGUGACAGAAUUUUGGCAUCUUCUAGCUCUCUGUCACACAGUGAUGCCAGAUCGAAAAAGCGGCCAACUCGAAUAUCAAGCGCAGAGUCCAGAUGAAGCAGCUCUAACGUCGGCAUCCCGCAAUUUUGGAUAUGUUUUCAAAUCACGUACUGCUCAUACCAUCACACUUGAAAUAUACGAGCUAUUGGCUAUCCUUGAUUUCAAUAACGUCAGGAAACGGAUGUCAGUAGUUGUUCGAAAUCCCGCAGGCGAAAUAAUGCUUUAUUGUAAAGGAGCGGAUACUAUCAUCCUUGACAGGUAAUA